Messenger RNA from Neopelma chrysocephalum (saffron-crested tyrant-manakin), 5785 nucleotides. It is a transcript of the gene DCUN1D4, whose product is annotated as defective in cullin neddylation 1 domain containing 4. Lineage: Eukaryota; Metazoa; Chordata; Aves; Passeriformes; Pipridae. Gene Ontology annotation, molecular function: ubiquitin-like protein binding; ubiquitin conjugating enzyme binding; cullin family protein binding. The coding region runs from base 874 to 1503 and encodes 209 amino acids. The record is from RefSeq and is a predicted model, not a curated record. Gene Ontology annotation, biological process: protein neddylation; positive regulation of ubiquitin-protein transferase activity. Gene Ontology annotation, cellular component: ubiquitin ligase complex. The transcript is spliced from 7 exons.
ACUGAAUAUAGAGGCUUUUCUGUAAAAGUCUCAAAGAAACUUUUCUUAUAUUCUGUGCAGUGUGAAGCUGAAGAGUUCAAGGUGCAAUUUUGUCUGUCUCUAUUCUAUAAAAAGAAUACAGAAGGUGCCAUGUUAGUGCUAAAUAGAAUUAUGCUUCAGAGUUAUGCUUCAGGUGAAGUUGUGUGUCUUUAAUUAAAAAACAAAAGGUGAGGGAGGUAUUAACAUUUGUUUUGUUCCUGCUGAAUUUACUUAGAGUUUCAAGCAAAAAAAUGAAUGAAUUCAAGUAUCCCAUAGUAGUUUUAUCAUAGUUUUCCCUCACGAUGUAUAGGGAAGGUAGGCUGAAUUAUUUAUUUUUGCCCUUGUGAGAGACUUUCUCCUGGCAUUACUUCUAGGAUUGUUAAUUAUUAUCUGUAGUUAUGAAAGGUGAUCCAUUAAUAGUGAAGUUGGUUGUUGUAUUCAUUUUUUUACAUGUGUUUUUCUGAAAGGGAGAACUUGAAGUGUGGGGAAAAAUGAUCUCAUGACUGUAAAGACCUAAAGGAAGUGAAACAGUUGUUUAACAAAAAAAAUAACGUCAUCUUGCAGUUUUCUGGUGCAGUCUUGGAUAACAUGGCUCACAGCUUGUUCUGUUUUGUCUGCUUCUUAAGCAUAAUGAAGAGUGACUUAAUCUGAUGUAUUAAAGCAUUUUUUUCUUCUAAUAAAAUUAUAUAAAUGAAAUUAAAUACUUUGAGAUCUCACUUGUCUGUGGCAAUCUGUGAGAGGAGAUUCAGACAAAUUCAAGCCAAAUCUAACCUGUUAGAUUCUCUGCCUUUCUGACCAGCUUGAUUUAUUUUUUCACUCUAGCAACAGGCAUGACUCAUUUUUGUCAAGACUUUCAUGGAAAGAAAGGAUGAAAGGAAGGCUGUAUGUGAAAGAACUUUGGGGUUUCCAUUGGAUGCACACACCAAGAUAAAACAGAGAAAAGUGGAGAGCACUGAUGACAUUGUAGGGCCAGAAGGUAUGGAGAAAUUUUGUGAAGACAUUGGAGUUGAACCAGAAAAUGUAGUUAUGCUUGUGCUAGCAUGGAAGUUGGAUGCACAAAACAUGGGCUACUUUACAUUACAAGAAUGGUUAAAAGGAAUGACAUCACUACAAUGUGAUACUACAGAAAAAUUGAGAAAUUCUCUGGAUUACUUGAGAUCUUUAUUAAAUGAGCCUACCAAUUUUAAACUUAUUUAUAGAUAUGCAUUUGACUUUGCACGGGAAAAGGACCAGCGCAGCCUAGAUAUCAAUACUGCCAAGUGUAUGUUGGGCCUUCUUUUAGGAAAAACAUGGUCCCUUUUUCCAGUAUUUCAUCAGUUUCUAGAGCAAUCAAAAUACAAAGUUAUCAAUAAGGACCAAUGGUGUAACGUUCUUGAAUUCAGCAGAACGAUUAACCUUGACCUCAGUAACUAUGAUGAAGAUGGAGCCUGGCCAGUGUUGUUGGAUGAGUUUGUGGAAUGGUAUAAAGGAAAACAGAUGACAUAGGAGUUUAACUAUGCACAGCUACUCAAGAAUCACUGUUACCACAGUUAUGUCAACCAUUAGCCAUAAACUGCUAUUUGUAUCAAAGUGCAUGCUGCUUUUCUUGCACUGCAUCCCUUUGGCAGGGAACUUUUGAUGUUUGCUAUUUAACAAGCUAGCUAUGCUUGCUCUUUAGCAUUGUUCUCUUUGAAGGCUGCUUUGCAUUUUGUAUUUACACUACAGAUUGGUGAACUUGCCAGCGUCUUCACUGUGAUGAUGUGUAUAUUGCUGUCUAAAUUUUGUAUAUGUGUAUAAAAAAAAGCUUCACCUAGGGAUUAUUUCUGCAGAAAUGUAUUGUAAAAUAAUUUUGUGGCAUAUUUUUAGUCAACACUUACAUGUCUGUUGAAACUUUAGUUAUUUUGUUUUUCUUUUGGUCUCAAUUGUAGCAUUUCAGACUGCUUGGACAUAGUUAUGUGAAGAACUAUUGUCGAUUUCAAUGUUACUAUUUGAGAUGCCAGUUUCUGAGAGAAGACAUGCUGUGACUUUCUUCACCGGAAUUAGCCAAACCUGACCUAAUGCUUUAUAGGAAUGAAAAAUUGGUGUCUUACAAUAUAAAUAUGCAUAUAAAUAUUAAAACACUAUAAUAGUUGUACAUGCCACAGAUGAUUUUCAUUUGAAGAAGAAAGUACUGACUUUUUAAUGUUAAAACUGCAGUAGUCAUUACAGGUACAAAUGAACAAAUUAAAGUACCUUUUAAAAAUGGGUUUUAGACUUUUGUAAAUUGCCUUUGGCAUACUCCUUUUAAUUUUUGGUGUACCAAGAGUGUUUGGUCUAGGUUCUGAUCUAGUGAAAUUGAAAGUUCUAGCUGAAAUUCGUGGUUUGGGUAAUGAAGUAUGCUUACCCCUAGCAUGUAGAUAAUAAAGAUUUGGGGGGUUUUUUUUGUUUGUAACAUUAGUCUUUCCGAGGACCUCUAACUUCAUGUUUCGAAGUAAUUAAAAAUAUGAUAUUGGAAAAAAUAUGAUCUUGAAUAGUCAAAACAUUACGUUUUCUUUCAUGCUGGGGAUUAGUUUCCUGGCAGAGUGUCCAUUGCAGGCAAUGGGCAUUUUAAACACCAGCAUUAAAUGACAGUAUUUUUUAGUAGGGAUCACUGCCUAUUUCACUCAUUUCUUUAUCUGCAUAGGAUGGUUCUAGUGAUCCUUUUGGGGAAAAAUGGGUGAAUGGAAUGAUGUUUAAGUUCUGUAAUUUUGUCACAUUGUCUUUGCCUUACCCUUCUUUAUUAAGUAAUGAGUGUUGAUUUUUAUAAAUAGGUCCUUGAAGUAUCUGGUGCUAUUAAACUUUGAUUUAUUAAAAUGUUCCAUAUUGAUUCACGGAGCAUUUAACAACAAAGGGCCAGUGGAUGUUUUGGAACAAAGAAUAACGUUACUUUUCUGUAGAAAUAUUUUCCAAGGUAUUGACAGUUUUGUUAUUUCCUUAGAAUGCAAUCCAAGGGAAGAGGAAGGAAGCAUUUUAGAUUGAAUGUGAAAUUUUCGUCUGUGUUGAAGGUUUUAUUCUUGCCAUCAAGUCAGGAACAACUCAUGAACUUGACUCCUUUCAGGAUUAAGCCCAGUUUAGCAAAAGCACAUUAGUUUUCUGCCGUGGACCAGGAGGUUGUAAUUGUGGUGCUACAGGUGGUCAGUUGUGUUCAGAUCUGUUUGUUGUUGUCGUUGGUUUUUCAAACUCAGCUGCCAAAGACAAAAAUCGUUUGUGUCUGUGUAUAUUUGUAUAUACAUAAGUAUACAAUAUGUAUGCAUAUACAAAACCUAGAAUUUCAUGAUGCGAAGAAGAAAAUACUACCUUUCCCAUGAAACAGUUUUGUUCGUAUUUCCGUGACACUUAAUAGCACUCUUUAAAGUUAGUAAUGGUAAAACAUACACAGUCAGUGCUUUCUCACGUACUAAUAUGCAUACCUUAAUUCCAUGUUUGAUGCCAGUUUGCACAAGAAAUUAAUUGAGUGGAGUGUGGUAUUUAAUGUUUACAAUAAGCCUCUUACAAAAACACACAUUUUACUAAGACUUCUGUAGUAAAUGUGUUUAUUACCAUAGAAUAACCAUAAGGAAGUAUCAGUGGAGAUGCUGGUUUAGUUCUUAAAAGAAUGAACUUAGAAGCAAUAUAACUUUUAACAUUAGGCUAAAUUGUGAUUGCCAAGAUUUUAAGUGAAACAGUGUAAUUGCUCCUAAACAUUAAGCUAGUUACUGACUCUGGAAAACAGAUCAGCACAAAUUGGCAUGAAUCCUGCAACAAAUACAAGUUUGCAUAAAAGAUUUUGUAUGUCACAAUUAGUUGAGCUUCCAGUAAUGGAAGCAAGAGCCAAAGACACAUCUAAUCUAUUACUGUUACAGGUAUAGCUUUCAUAUAACAGGGUCAACAGAAAUCUGUACAGCUCAACCAGGUCCUUUUUUUCCAAGUUUUGUUAAUGUUUACCAGAAUACAAAAUUUAAUUGAAAGCAGAGAAAACAGAGGAAAAGAAACCUCAGAAAGUACUCAUGCUGUGUAAGUAAACAAACUUGUUUUCUUAAUUUGCGUAAAAGUAAUUGGAAGUGAUGGAAAGGAAGGAUGUGUUUGGAAGUGAAUCAGAUAGAUGCUGCAAAUUUUUUUCUUCCACUUGCAAACAGGGUGAAUCUGUAGCCUUCAGCAGGUUUAUAAACAUGCAUCUUCAUAAAGUAAAGCACAGAUUCAGUUGCAGAUAGUAAACAGCUUUGCUGACAGUUAUAGUGAACAAAUAGACUAAAAUGGACCCUCAUGGCUCGAUGAGCUUCCCUGUAUUAUCCAUUUUUCUCAUUUUGCUAUAUAUGCGGGUAAGCAGAGGAUCUGAAUGUUGCCUGCUCCUUUAUUUUGGAGAAAUUCCCUCUCAUUUUUAAAUGAUUGUGGAAAGUUAGCUAACCUACUCAGUUAAACUUGCAUUUAGUACAAGUUUGGCAUUUUCUUUUUUGUUAAUUAUACCAUGAAAUAGUUGAUGUAGAUAGUUUUUUUUUUUUGUUGUGGUUUGGUGGUUUUUUUGCCCCUUUUGAAAAGCAAUGUUCAGAAUAUGCUGACUUCUUGGGUAAGACACUGAGAGGUGAUUCCUGAGGAAGUGUCAUAGGUCGUAUGCUAAUCUUUCUAGUGUACCAUUACUGUACUUUUAGCAGAAACUUGAUGAUCAAUGUACAAUUCAUUUUUGGUAUUUAGGAGAUGUAAAUUGGAAAGACAGUUAGUGAAAGGAAAACAGCAUCUAGAGACUGUAGCAAUUGACGUUCUUUGAUAGACGACAAACUUUUGGAGCCCUUUGGACUCAAUCUUAAGGAUCUUUUUCAACUUAAAGGAUUUUAUUAAUAUUAGUAGCCAAAACAUUCCACAAAUCAAAUUUCCUUCUACAAUGAAGUGAUAUUAAGUAUUUAAAAUAUUAAUAUAAUUCUGUGUUACUGUUGUUUUUUGACUUUUUAUCUUUUUCAAGGAAAGCAAGCGAAGAGUGUCGAGUAUAUUAAAAUCCUCUAUCUACUUGAGUUUUCAGUUAAAGCCUGUUUACAGUUGUCUUUAAGCUGCAAUGAAUACUUGAGAUAUCUUUGUGUAACCUUUUCCUAAUAUUGUAGAGGCUUUUCUCCCAUUUCACCACAAAGACAUGCAUUUUAUUUCAUCACAAAUAUGCUCACACAAUCAAAAUCAGUUAUAGCUUAUUGCUACUUGGUUAAUGUUCCCAAGUUACCUUUUUUUGAAGGGCAAGAAAUGGACUUCAGUUGUAUUAAGUUUUUCCCAGAUUUCUGUUGACCCUUGAUCACAAGUCUGACAAAUUGUUUAAUACUCUUGGAAUUCAUAUAGACAGGUUAGCUUGUGCCCUGGUUUUAAUUAUGACUGCUAAAAUACCUCUUUCUAGGCCUUAUAUUUUGUCCUUUCAUAUUGCUGUAAAAGUGUAUAGAAUCUAUCCACAAACUAAAUAGUUUGUUUUCUGUAAUUGAAACCAAACCUCAGCUUGAUAUUUUUUGUUUGGUUUUUUUUUAAAUCCAUCCUUCUCUUUGUGUGUGUGUGUCCAUGUGUACGUGCGUUGUCGCAAAGUAGUACCUACCAAUACUGUUGUUGCAGGAACAGCAGUUAACCUGUAACUGUGAAUGCUUUAGGUCUUAGUUAUUUGGAUACUACAUAAAUGAGAUGUGCUAAACUCCUGUGACUUGCAAUUUGAUGAAAAUACUAUUAUACCACUUAACAUGAGUUCAUUCAGUUGAUUUUUAGGUCCUUUGCUGGUGUUGAUGUAAAAUGGCAUCCCACAAAUAAAGAGUAUUUGUGUUGGUUUCAGCAA